Molecule: messenger RNA, 1950 nt
Organism: Rhinocladiella mackenziei CBS 650.93
Lineage: Eukaryota; Fungi; Ascomycota; Eurotiomycetes; Chaetothyriales; Herpotrichiellaceae
Exons: 4
Coding region: 1-1950 (649 amino acids)
Molecular function (GO): FAD binding
Source: RefSeq, a predicted model, not a curated record
AUGGCGACUGAACAGCAAAUGGAAAGCACAGAUGUGAUAAUCUGUGGCUGUGGGCCGACAGGCGCCCUUCUCAGCGCGCUUCUCGGACAAAUGUCAGUGCAGAAUGUCGUGCUAGAGAAAGAGAAGGAAAUUGUUACUGAUCCCCGAGGUAUCGCUUUGGAUGAGGACGGCAUACGGAUUCUUCAGGGGCUUGGAAUCUACGACAAAAUAUACACCGAAAUUGGGACGACUAUCGGAUGGGUUUAUUUCACGUCGGGAAAACACGGUCUGAAGACGAAGCCAUUUAUGCGAAUGAAUCUUUCUUCCACUGAAGGGGGAACGGGUCAUCCCGCCGCGAUCUGUCACAAGCAACCAGCGAUGGAGAAAAAUAUCCGCCUUACCGCUAGCCGCUGCUCAUGUUCGCAAUUGCGUCUCGGAUCGACAAUAGUGGCUAUCGAGGAAGACCGCGACUGGGUUCGUGCAAAAUACGUCGACGACAACGGACAAACGAAAUGGAUUCGAGGAAAAUUCCUUGUUGGUGCAGACGGGAAGACGGGCUUCACCCGAAAGCACUAUUUAGAAGCGAAAGGUGUGCUCCUGGAAACAGUUGCUGGAUACCAUUAUCAAGAGACCUGGGUUGCACUUAACUGGCACAUGGAUCUCCCGACACCUGAAUCCCACCCGGAUUUUCCAUUAUGGAAACUCGGCUACACCCCUCAACAGGUCUAUGAUACAUUUUUCCCGCAUGGUUUUCGAUUCAUAGGUAACCCCGAUCGACCUUCAGUCUGUGGAAGUUUCGGGCACCGAGAUGAAAGAUUAUGGCGGUUCGAGUUUGUGGUAGAGGAGGGAGAGGAUCCACAGGCGAUGGCAUGUUCCGAAAAGACGAUGCAAAUCAUCGUUCCCUAUUUGACUCAUCCAGGCAGUAUCUAUGGCUUAAAAGAUCCGGUCCAGUAUCCCGCCGAUUGCAUCCACGUCCUGCGUUCAAGACCCUUUACAUUCUCUGCGAGAAGCUGUAACAAGUGGGCUGUGGGGAGAGUAAUCCUUUGCGGCGAUUCUGCGCACGUGAUGCCCCCAUUUGGUGGCCAAGGGAUAGUUUCAGGUUUCCGGGACGCUUCGGGUGUCGCAUGGAGACUUGCCCUGACUUGUAGACCGAAUUUUGACAGAAAUCAUGAGUCACUGUUCACUGGAUGGUACCUCGAACGAAAACAGCAGCUCGACCGGUCCCUCGCUGCCACGGUGGUCAAUGGAAAUUUCACAACCGCUCGCAAUCCGGUCAAGAUCUUCAUUAGAGACUGGGUUCUUUGGUUCAUGCAGCUGAUUCCCAGUGUCCGACACAAGCUGGAAUUAGGACCUCGCGCUGAGGGAAUGAUCAAAUACAAAUGGGCGCCUGGAAUGGCGUUCCUGCCUGACCUUGGAGGCGGGCUUUCUCUGCCACAGGUCUACUGUCGGUCUGUUUUCCACAGCCCCAAGGGGGGCCGGCCGAAAGUCCAGUUUACAGAUGAUGUGAUUUAUGGUCCUGGAUCCAAUUCGCUUCUUCGCCUUCUUGUCCUUGUUGAUGAUCUCGAGCAGGCAGAGAGAUCGCGAGCAGAAUUGACAGCCUUGAACCUCGAGAGCAUCUCGGAUGGAGAAGUCAAGGCAGAUGAAGCGGCAUUUCUCAUACUCUCCCCGUCCGUCGCAGCCGAGCAGACUGGCGCUUCACCAGCCAUGUCGCAGCAGAGAAUAUACCGCAUCGCGACAGGCGACGAGUUUGCCGCAUCAGAGCUCUGCCAGCACCGACCAAAACCGACCGGAUACGACAUGUAUCGCAUCAAGAAAGAGGUUGAGGGAAGAAAAUACAUUUUGGCACGGCCAGAUAGGUUCAUUUUUGCUGCAUGCCGCUCUGGGAAAGAGCUAGUCAAUGCCUGUGAGCGAAUUUCGACUACUCUUCUAGGGUCUUCAGAGAUAGCCACAUUGCCCGACUCAAAGCUCUAG